Molecule: messenger RNA, 2056 nt
Organism: Panicum virgatum (switchgrass)
Lineage: Eukaryota; Viridiplantae; Streptophyta; Magnoliopsida; Poales; Poaceae
Product: replication protein A 70 kDa DNA-binding subunit C-like
Exons: 3
Coding region: 137-1633 (498 amino acids)
Biological process (GO): DNA replication
Cellular component (GO): nucleus
Molecular function (GO): DNA binding
Source: RefSeq, a predicted model, not a curated record
GGCUCGCACGCCUCCUCACGCUCGCGGGCUCGGGGCUCAGGCUCUGACAAACACUUGGCUCACACAGAAAGCCCUCCACCCUCUCUCGCCCCCGCCGCGUGAUCGCCGCGCCGCCCAGAAGAUUCUGCGCCGGGACAUGGGGGGAGGCCUGGAGGUCGACCUGUCGCACGGGGCCGUGGCGGCGCUGUGGAGGUCGCCGCCGUCGAGUUGGCGCCCCGUGCUGCAGGUGGCGGACGCGCGCCAUGUGCCGGACGGCAGCGGCCUCAGCCCGGCGCCGGAGCAGCGGUACCGCCUCGACCUCUCCGACGGCGUGCACUUGCAGCCUGGCACGCUCGCCGCCUCCCUGAACCACCUCGUCAGGGACGGGGCCCUCCGCCGGGGCUCCGUGGUUCACGUCCUCGACUCCAACUGCGACUACCGCCGCAGGACCAUCGUCAUCAUUCAGUUACAAAUCCUGCAACCUGAGUGUGCUCUGAUUGGCAGUCUCAAGCUCUAUGAGCCAACAAGGAAAUCUUGCGGGUUCAGCACAAGAUCAAUUAGAUAUGCUCCCAGGCCUGAUUGCGAACCUUAUUAUGGAGGCCAGCACAUUCACCAGAGUGGUAUUGCAUCCGAGGCUGAGGAAAGGACAUAUCACGGGCCUUUUGGUGGAUCCAGUCUACCUGGUAGAGACACGCCAUGUUCUCUUGAUCUACCGGCAGAACCAGCUGCCUGGAAAACGGUUGGCCAGAUCAAGGAUGAAUACUUGGGGUACUUCGAUAGGCCAUACUUCAUCACUGUCAAGGCUGAUAUUUCAUUUGUAGGUACUGAGCACUUUUAUUGCUCUGCUGCUUGCCCGCUGGUGGUCAAUGGUAAGCGAUGCAAUGUUGAGGCAUCUAGUAAUGUUGAUGGGAUGUGGCACGGUAAGAGACAUGGGCGCAGCUUUGGUUUCUGUGACUCUGGGUACUUGGUUCACAUUCAGAUCCAGGAUCACACAGGUACGACUUCUGCUACUGCUUAUGGAAAGGCCGCAAAAGAGAUAUUUGGCUGCACUGCAAAGGACCUGUACUUGUUGGAGUAUGAAGAGCAAGAUUACAAACAACUGGAUGAUAUCAUACUGGGUGCUGUGAGUAAGCAAUUUGUACUCAAGCUGAAGGUCCAAGCGAAGCCGUACUCUGAUGCGCGGCGCAUGAAGUGUGUUGUUCUCAAAGCCAAAAAGGUGAAUCCAUCAGCUGAAUCCUGUCGGCUCCGGGAGGCGAUCGAUGCGCAUUUUGGGGAUUGUCUAGGAUCUUCCUUGGAGUUUGGUAGUUCCAUGCCCACGUACUCCAGUUUGUCGGAUUUGAAGGGCUGUUCAGCUGCACAAUCCUCCAACAGUAGCCAUACCAUCAGUCCUGGCCGUGCGAGGCGGCUGUGCUCUGCAGACGGAUACAGACAGCAAGUCAAUGAAUUUUACAUGGAGCCCUCCACACUCUCGGCCUUUGGCGCUUGCGGGUGGGGCCGUGACCACCGCUCAGACAUUGAUGAGCAGAGAUCAUCAGCACCUGAUGGCUUCAUGGGCAGGUUCCAUGGUGCUUCCCCUGGUGUCAACAUUGCUCUCGAUAUGCGCCCCAUGGUGCUUUCCCAUAGGCAGUCUGCAAACCUCUGCGCAGGGGACUGAACGGUCUCCAGAGGGUCUCGCAGGUGAUGGCUAGUGGCCUCAUGGUCUUCUGUUUCUGGAGAUGGGUGGUUGAAGCAAGUUCUUACUUACCACGUUAGUUAGUCUAUGGGACUAUGGAGUAGUUUUAUGUCUGCCUUGAAGCUAUGGUUCCUGGGCCGGAGCAAGAGUUUGUGUUUUGGGUGCUUGAAUCAGGACCAUAUGGGUAAGUCGGCGGUAUCACGUAGUAGCUGUAUGUGUGGCUUGACCGCUUGAGUCUAUCAGGAGUUCUGGACCAUGUAGUAUUCUGAAUACUGUAUUCAGCAAGUAUCAUGUAGUUGUAUUUGUAGGGCUUGGAUUCAGGGACAUGUAUCAGUACCUUAUGGCUCCGUAUGUGUUCAUUAUAAUAUCUUCCAAGACCCUGCAUUGGUAUUUUCGCUGGGUGUA